This is a messenger RNA of Anopheles merus, 2094 nucleotides long. RefSeq lists its product as uncharacterized. The record is from RefSeq and is a predicted model, not a curated record. NCBI's taxonomy places the organism in Eukaryota, Metazoa, Arthropoda, Insecta, Diptera, Culicidae. Gene Ontology annotation, biological process: regulation of synaptic transmission, cholinergic; sleep; positive regulation of voltage-gated potassium channel activity. The coding region runs from base 217 to 648 and encodes 143 amino acids. The transcript has 5 exons.
CCACUUGGUGCUGCAACCUUUGUAACAGCAUAGUGGCCAUAUUGGCACAUUUCGUCGUGACUCGUGCCAGUGUACGGUUGUUGUGUUCCGCGUCUUGUGGCAGCUUCUCAAGGUUAACGUGAAGUAGUUACGCAAGGCAGGCAGGUGAAAGCAGCCAGUGGCGCCAAAAGUUUUCCCACACAGUUUCCGAAAGUCGAGCACUCGCAACGACCCACAAUGAUGUCCUCGCUGCAGUCCGUGUUUCUCGUUAGCUUACUGGUGAUUGCGGUAUUCAUCCAGAAGGGUGAUGCCAUCCGUUGCUUCGAGUGCAACAGUGCGGAGGACUCGACCUGCACGCACGACAACCCGCCGGAUUCGAUGUCGGUCGACUGCAACGACCACAAGGACGGCAACAAGUACACCUUCUGCCGGAAGAUUGUGCAGAUCAUCGAGUUCCCGGUGAACAACCUUCCCCCAGACAACCGAGUGAUCCGUGGAUGCGGUUGGGAUGAGUCCUCCUACAAGGGCCGCUGCUACCAGCGCUCCGGUUUCGGUGGACGUCAGGAGGUGUGCGCCUGCUACGAUGACAAUUGCAACGGUGCAUCCUCGCUGUCCGUCACCUUCGGCGUGCUGCUGUUCGGUGCAAUCGCUUUCCUGAUUCGUGCUUAAUCCAAUCAACGGUUCCAAUUCCACCGGCACAUAUCCACCACCGAACAGGCUAGUGGAGAGCUCUAGUUUCUUUAUCUAAUUUGCCUCUCCUCCUGUCCCGCCGGUUGACUACUUCCCUUUUUCUCACUCUCUCUCUCUUCGGGGCUCGGGAAGGAGGAGAAGGAUCAUCGCUUUUUCCAUCAUGAAUUGACCAAGUCAAUAGCGGUGAAAGUUGUGAAAGUGUGUGUGUGUACACACGAUACGGAUUUAGUUUAAGGAUUAGUUCAAACCUUAAAUCGCUCCCCCUCACAAAAAAACACAUUCCAACGUUGCGGAAUUGUUUCAAUUCAGAUUUAUCCCAUUCGAUGGUAAUCAUUCCACCAACAAACAAAAGGAUCCCGUUUUCCUUCCCGUUGUUGUUGAUCUUGUCAGUGUUAGUCAAGUCUCGAUCGACUAUUGGCCCAACGUGCGCAUCCCCCUUUAAAAAGCAUCGAGCAUCAAGAUUUUUUUUAAAUACAACCGACCGAAUCGAAUCGACGAGGUGUACGAAUUUUGUAAAGAAAAUAUGUCUACGUUACGCUAUUUUAAGAACCCGAAUCUAAUGCAAAACGCGUUUCGUGCUGCACAAUGCUUCUUCGCCAUCGAGCGAAAGAGCGUGUGCAGACGCGGUAGAAGGGAAGAAACAGUUAUUGUGGCAGCGCAAGUGUUCAACCAAAAAUGCAUCAGAAAGAGUUUAGAUUUUAAUAGAUUAUUUCGUUACAGAUAUAAUAGCAGACAGGCCGGCGCCGCCCGCGGUACAAGCUUAAUACACACACAAAACACGACGAAACGGAAACGGCGCGCACCGUUCGCGUAUGUUUCACCUUUAGUAAUACCAUUUAAAGAUAAAAACAAGAAAAAUCAGUUUAAAAGCAGUAACACGAGAGAGACACAUAAAAACAAAAACGCAAAUAGCAGCAGCAGCAGCAGCAGCAGUAGUAAGAAUAAUGCAAACACAGCAGCAUCCUCCCCCAUCUCCAUUGUCCUUUAGGGAGCGCCUAGGGAAAGAGUGUCGGGAUUGUUAGAAGUAUAAUAAAAGCUGAAUAAAUAAAACAGAGACAACUCGAGAAAAAUAAAACAAAACUAAGCUGCCAGAAUCGCUUCGUCCUGUAUGUGUGUGUGUGUGUGUGCGCUCGUGCGCUCCUCCCACGGCUUACGGCGUGCUCCUGUGUUGCCGGAGAGGGCCUAGAAGGCAUUUGGAAGGCUCGGUUCCCGGAGGCCGGAACUUGUAGCAACGGUUUUUUUUCUUCAAUUUACACGACGCACGGAAAAGCGGAACCGUGGGAGACGCAAAUGUGUUUCGUCAAUGCGCAUAAAAAUGACUACAGCACGAGCGCGGAUGGAGGCGUACAUGAAGUUCAAUAAAAUAGAAGAGAGAAAAAUAAAACACACACACACAAACCCAAAUAAAUUAAAACCUAUUCUUGA